Tigriopus californicus is the source of this 1093-nucleotide messenger RNA. RefSeq names its product mitochondrial inner membrane protease ATP23 homolog. Gene Ontology annotation, molecular function: metalloendopeptidase activity. Gene Ontology annotation, cellular component: extrinsic component of mitochondrial inner membrane. The coding region runs from base 191 to 1021 and encodes 276 amino acids. NCBI's taxonomy places the organism in Eukaryota, Metazoa, Arthropoda, Copepoda, Harpacticoida, Harpacticidae. Gene Ontology annotation, biological process: mitochondrial protein processing; mitochondrial proton-transporting ATP synthase complex assembly. The record is from RefSeq and is a predicted model, not a curated record. The transcript has a single exon.
UUUUGAUUGACUCGCUGGGCGCCGCCACAUCAUGGGACCGUGCGUAACAGAACAGAACAAUGAUUGACAUAUAGCCACUGUGUCUAACCCUCCAUUGGGACCACGCCCUCGCAGACUGAUUCGGCCAUUCGCUCGGUCGCCCGUCCCCUCACGCCCCUAAUCUGGAUGCCCUGACUGGUCUCUUCUUAAGAUGAGUAAUUCCACGGCAAACGAGGUUCCAAGUGCCACGUCCUUCGCCGCACCCGCGGAGGAUGAGUCCGCCCAGUCGGCUCAAGCGGCCAGCCCGGGUGCCGUGAUUCUCGAGCAAUCGCCCACGGCCAGUGCGUCUUUCGCGGAUUUAUACCCGUUCCGUCGGGGCACGCCCUCGCGGCCCAUCACUUCCUGGGAGAAAUUCUUGGGUCACGAGCGCACAGGGGCGUUGCGCAACGUGUGCGAGGAAAAUGUGUUGUACUGCGCCCAAAGCCUGCCCAUGGUUCGACACAUGUUGCAGGCCUUGAAGGCCGCCGGAUGUCCCGUCAUGCUGCAACGCCAUUUGUCCUGCGAGACGUGUCAACCGGGUAAUGAUGCGGGCGUCAAUCACGGCGGGUACGACGAGCUCCACAAUCAGGUCUUCAUCUGCAGCAAUAACGCCGUCAGUGUGGGCGACGUCCAUGCCACCCUAAUCCGGGGUUUGUUGGGCAUGUUUGAGGCGUGUACGGCCCGGGUCGACUAUCGCAAUGUGGAUCAUUUGGCGUGUUUAGAAAUCAAACAAGCCAAUUUGACCUCGUGCAAUUUCUUGAAUUACUUGAGUCAGAAAUUCGGUCGAUUGGGCUUGGCGGGUGAGCACGCCCGUUGCGUCAAAGCGACCGCCCGAUAUCGCCUGAUGAACGCCCGAUUCGUCGACGAAACGGUGGCCCACGCUGCCGUGGAGCGCGUGUUCAAACAGUGCUACCAGGACUUGGAACCCAUCGGACGGCGGUGCGGGAGCGCUGCGGACAUCGAGUUGGCGCGGAAUGAGGCCUACCUCUUUGGCCACGAAUAAAUCCAAUGUUGUGUAAUGUAGUCCUUUUCAUAAAUGGAUAUGACGUCUCUCUCUCGAACAUUUUCCAUUCAG